CAACGCCCCGUGAAGCAGUCCCUGAGCGCCUGUAUGUGCCGUGAGUCCCACUGGAAAUGCCUCCUCCUCUCCAUCCUCAUGUAUGGCUGCCUGGGGGCAGUGGCCUGGUGUCAGCUGGCCAGGGUCACCAAGCUCAGCUUUGAUAGCUCCUUCAAGGGCAAGUCCAUGAUCUACCAUGACAGCCCGUGCUCGGAUGGCUACGUCUAUAUCCCGCUGGCUUUCCUCUCCAUGCUGUACGUGGUGUACCUGGUGGAGUGCUGGCACUGCCACGUCAAGAGAGAGCUGCAGUACAAGGCGGACGUGGACAGUGUCUAUGAAUGUAUCAACCGCAUGCAGCAAGCCACUCCGUGCAUCUGGUGGAAGGCCAUCAGCUAUCACUUUGUGCGGCGAACUCGGCAGGUGACCCGAUACCGCAACGGCGAUGCCUACACCACCACGCAAGUCUACCACGAGAGGGUCAACACCCAUGUGGCUGAAGCUGAGUUUGACUACUCUCACUGUGGAUACAAAGACAUCUCCAAGGAGCUCCUAGGCCUGGAGAGCUACACAGCCACCAAGCUGAGGUUCACCAAGUGCUUCAGCUUUGCCAACAUCGAGUCUGAGAACUCUUACCUGACUCAGAGGGCUCACUUCUUCACCGAGAUCGAGGGGCUGGAUGACUACAUGGAGGUGAGGGAAGGCAUGCAGCUCAAAAAUGUGGACUUUAAAGAGCUGAUGAUGGCCUAUGGGGACCCAGAUCACCUCCCGUGGUAUGUGUCCCAUUAUGCUUUCUGGGUGGCAGCUAUCCUGAUGAUCUCGUGGCCGCUCAGGGUGCUGAUAGAGUACCGGACUGCUUACGUCCACUACCAUGUGGAGAAGCUGCUGGGCCUGGAGUAUACAGCCCCCACCGUGGCUGAGGAGCCCUUGUACCGGUACCGCAUGCCCCGAGACGCCACACAGGACAGCACCGAGCUGGAGUGGCACAUCUGAUCCAACCAGCAGCUGGUGCCCAGCUACUCGGAAGCCGGCCCGAUGGACUUGGUGGGACUCUCUGGCUGCACCAGCUACUCUGCUUGCCGUCUGGGGGGGAGCCGCAGCAGCAGCAUCGCUGACCGGGGCUGCCAGGAUGAGCAGUGCUGCUCCUACUCCAGCCAGCUGGCGGUCAAUGAGAACCCCCCCACCUACCACGAUGCCCGCUUCUUCCCCGUCCUGAUCGUGCACAGGCCAGAGGGGCACGACGGGCGGCAUUUCUACGUCAGGCGCUCUUCCUGUCUAGAAACCUCUCUGUGA
Molecule: messenger RNA, 1269 nt
Organism: Apaloderma vittatum (bar-tailed trogon)
Lineage: Eukaryota; Metazoa; Chordata; Aves; Trogoniformes; Trogonidae
Product: transmembrane protein 151B-like
Exons: 2
Source: RefSeq, a predicted model, not a curated record